Molecule: messenger RNA, 743 nt
Organism: Molossus molossus (Pallas's mastiff bat)
Lineage: Eukaryota; Metazoa; Chordata; Mammalia; Chiroptera; Molossidae
Gene: PIMREG
Product: PICALM interacting mitotic regulator
Exons: 4
Coding region: 2-721 (239 amino acids)
Source: RefSeq, a predicted model, not a curated record
GAUGGCCUCUCGCUGGCCCAGUGUGAGCACGUCCGUGCGCAGGAGAUCUCUCAGGGACCAGGAGCAGCUGGAGGAGAACGAGGUGCUGCAGCCUGCACCUGGCCACCUGGAGACCUCCAGCAGAGCCCUGGGCUCCCUCUGUAGACAGUUCCAAAGGAGGUUGCCCCUGAGAGCAGUCAGCCUCAACCUAGGGGCGGGCCCCUCCUGGAAACGCCUAGAAGCCCCAGAGCCAGGGCAGCAGGGCCUCCAGGCUGCGGCUCGCUCAGCUAAGAACGCCUUGGGUGCUGUGUCCCAGAGAAUCCAGGAGUCCUGCCAGACUGGCACCAAGUGGCUGGUGGAAACCCAGGUGAAAGCCAGGAGAAGCAGGAGAGAGACGCCGAAGGACAGCAGCCCCCACGCUCGCAGCCUGAGCCAGAGGAGCACCCGCUUCUCUGGAACCACCCCUGCCCGCUCAACUCCGGGCCCCUGGGAGAGGGAGCGGCACCGCCUCUCCACCCAGAGGGGCCCGCGUGCCCACCCGCUGCGGAGGUCCAGGAGGGAGGCCGCCUUCCGGAGCCCCUACUCCUCCACGGAGCCCCUCUGCUCCCCCAGUGAAUCUGACAGUGACCUGGAGCCUGUGGGGGCGGGAAUCCAGCAUCUCCAGAAGCUGUCCCAGGAGCUGGAUGAGGCCAUUAUGGCUGAAGAGAGGGGUGACAUGACCGUUUCUCUCAUUCGUGACUGAGGACAGUGCCCUUCAGGUAAUG